AUGACAAAUGCUCUGAGACGCAUAAUGCUUUCUGAAAUAGCUACUAUAGAAUUUGAACCAAACACUUCUGUGUUAGCAGAUAAAUUCAUUGCACAUUAUUUAGAUUUAAUACCAUUAGACAGCACUGAAGCUGAAUAUUCUAGG
Messenger RNA from Dentiscutata erythropus, 144 nucleotides. NCBI's taxonomy places the organism in Eukaryota, Fungi, Glomeromycota, Glomeromycetes, Diversisporales, Gigasporaceae. The record is from the annotation of a GenBank genome assembly.